UUGCCUUGCAAAACAUUAGGGCAAACCUCAACCCAAAAAGAAACCCUAACAAAACAAACGCGGUCGUACUUGGAAGACUUGAGCAAUGGCAGAGAUGAGUUGGGAGGACGAAAGGGAAGAGAGGAGAAGGAAAGGAGUAAUGGGGAGGACAAAAGGGUACAUGAGGCUAAAGGGAAGCCAGAACCUGAGGCAGCGUCUCCUUCUGUCAACACUAUCCUCCACUCCCAUUCUCAUCGAGGACAUUCGCGACGACGACACGUGGCCCGGCCUCCGCGCCCACGAGGUCUCCUUCCUUCGCCUUCUCGAGAAGAUCUGUGACGACUGUGUUGUUGAAAUAAACGAAACAGGUACGAAAUUGAAGUACAAGCCAGGGAUUGUUAUGGGUGGCAAACAUAUUGUGCAUGACUGUGGUGUUGGCCGGUCCAUCGGAUACUUUUUGGAGUCACUAGUCGUGCUUGGUUUGUUUGGGAAGAAACCUCUUUCGAUAAGGCUCAAAGGUAUUACAAACGACGUCAAGGAUCCAUCUGUUGAUACUUUCCGUUCAACCACCGUACAUAUAUUGAAGCGUUUUGGAGUUCCUUCAGAAGGACUGGAGCUAAAAAUUGAGAGCCGUGGAGCUCCUCCCAGUGGUGGUGGAGAAAUUAUUCUGUCGGUUCCUGUUGUACCAAAUAGUUUAACAGCAGUCACCUGGAUUGAUGAGGGGAUGGUGAAGAGGAUUAGGGGAGUUACCUUCUCAACUAGGGUGUCUGUUCAGUUUGAAAAUACCAUGAUACAUGCAGCUCGUGGAAUUUUCAAUCGCUUACUUCCAGAUGUUCACAUAUUUACCGAUCAUAAAGCUGGACCACAAUCGGGAAAGUCACCUGGUUAUGGAUUUUCGGUAGUUGCUGAAACUACCUCUGGUUGCUUCAUCUCUGCUGAUACUGCGGUUUCUUAUGCACGUGGAGUUGAAGAGGAUGAAUUUGAAGAUGAAGAAAAGAAAGAACUAACACCUCCAGAAGAUAUAGGUGAACAAAUUGCUUCUGUACUACUUGGAGAGAUUGAGCAAGGGGGAGUGGUAGAUUCGACACACCAGGGUUUGUUGUUUCUUCUUUGUGCAUUAUGUCCGCAAGAUGUUUCUAAGGUUCGUGUAGGAAAGCUCACGCCAUAUAGCAUAGAAACACUUAGGAACAUCAGAGACUUUCUGGGCGUUAAAUUUGUCAUUAAGCCAGAUCCAUCAACAGGAACGGUCAUACUUAAAUGCGUUGGAUGUGGAUUGAAGAAUUUAUCCAGAAAGGUCUCAUGACAAGUAACCAUUAUAAUUGAUAUAGAGUGUACUUUAUAUUUAAUUAUAAUGUUGAGAACAAAUUAAUUUAUGUCCUGUCAAGCUUAUAAACGGAGCUAAUAUUCUUGCAGCACUGCUAAGUCAAACCUCUCUUGAAAGUUUUUUAGUAGCACCUGAAUGCCAACUUCGCACACUUUCCGUGUGACUUCUUUAAUUGUAAUUAUCAAAAAUUAAUGUAAUAGUUUGAUAUCUUGGAGUGGA
Messenger RNA from Cornus florida, 1522 nucleotides. RefSeq names its product probable RNA 3'-terminal phosphate cyclase-like protein. Gene Ontology annotation, cellular component: nucleolus. Gene Ontology annotation, molecular function: RNA endonuclease activity. Lineage: Eukaryota; Viridiplantae; Streptophyta; Magnoliopsida; Cornales; Cornaceae. Bases 86 to 1282 code for a protein of 398 amino acids. The record is from RefSeq and is a predicted model, not a curated record. Gene Ontology annotation, biological process: ribosome biogenesis; endonucleolytic cleavage of tricistronic rRNA transcript (SSU-rRNA, 5.8S rRNA, LSU-rRNA). The transcript is spliced from 6 exons.